GUGAGGGAGCGGGGGGUGGGGAUCGGUCCGGGGGAGGCCUGGGACCGCUGGCUCGUGCGCCGUCUCGGCCGCCCCCCCUUUCGCUGCCGCCGCCGCCGCCGCCCCGGGCAUGUCGUCCAACUGCACCAGCACCACGGCGGUGGCGGUGGCGCCACUCAGCGCCAGCAAGACCAAGACCAAGAAGAAGCAUUUCGUGUGCCAGAAAGUGAAGCUAUUCCGGGCCAGCGAGCCGAUCCUCAGCGUCCUGAUGUGGGGGGUGAACCACACGAUCAAUGAGCUGAGCAAUGUCCCUGUCCCUGUCAUGCUAAUGCCAGAUGACUUCAAAGCCUACAGCAAGAUCAAGGUGGACAAUCAUCUCUUCAAUAAAGAGAACCUCCCCAGCCGCUUCAAGUUUAAGGAGUACUGCCCCAUGGUGUUCCGAAAUCUCCGGGAGAGGUUUGGGAUUGACGAUCAGGAUUACCAGAAUUCAGUGACACGCAGCGCCCCCAUCAACAGUGACAGCCAGGGCCGGUGUGGCACACGUUUCCUCACUACCUAUGACCGGCGCUUUGUGAUCAAGACUGUUUCAAGUGAGGAUGUGGCUGAGAUGCACAACAUCUUAAAGAAAUACCACCAGUUUAUAGUGGAGUGUCACGGCAAUACCCUUUUGCCACAGUUCCUGGGCAUGUACCGCCUGACCGUGGAUGGUGUGGAAACCUACAUGGUGGUCACCAGGAACGUGUUCAGCCAUCGGCUCACUGUACAUCGCAAGUACGACCUCAAGGGUUCUACUGUUGCCAGAGAAGCGAGUGACAAGGAGAAGGCCAAGGACUUGCCAACCUUCAAAGACAAUGACUUCCUCAACGAAGGGCAGAAGCUGCACGUAGGAGAAGAGAGUAAAAAGAAUUUCCUGGAAAAACUGAAACGGGACGUAGAGUUCCUGGCCCAGCUGAAGAUCAUGGACUACAGCCUGCUGGUGGGCAUCCACGACGUGGACCGGGCAGAGCAGGAGGAGAUGGAGGUGGAGGAGCGGGCCGAGGAUGAGGAGUGUGAGAACGAUGGGAUGGGCGGCGGCCUGCUCUGCUCCUACGGCACGCCUCCAGACAGCCCGGGCAACCUCCUCAGCUUUCCCCGGUUCUUUGGACCUGGGGAAUUUGACCCCUCUGUUGACGUCUAUGCCAUGAAGAGCCAUGAAAGUGCCCCCAAGAAGGAGGUGUAUUUCAUGGCCAUCAUUGAUAUCCUCACGCCAUAUGACGCUAAGAAGAAAGCUGCACACGCUGCCAAAACAGUGAAACAUGGGGCGGGGGCCGAGAUCUCGACUGUGAACCCUGAGCAGUACUCCAAGCGCUUCAAUGAGUUCAUGUCCAACAUCCUGACGUAGUUAUCUUCUACCUUCAGCCAGAGCCAGAGUGCUGGAUGUGGGGUCGGGGACUGGAAGAGAGAGACGGUGUUAUUUGGGCUAGAUGGGAGGGCGGGGAGCAGAGUGGGGGUCAGGGAGGGCUUUAGCAACGUGACUGCAGCCUGUGACUGAGAGAGACUCUAGCAGGAGGGGAGGGGAUGUACCAUGCAUGCGUGUGCUCACAGGAUGUAGCCUCAUCUGCUUACCCUUGAUUUCCCCCCAUUUGACCUAGGUUAAAAAGGUGUUUCCUUUUUGUUACCUUGUAACGUUUUAGGAUACCUUGGAGCUAGAGAUGAUUUUCUGGGUUUCUUUGGGUUUUGUUUCUGAAAUUUCAUUGCUUCAGAUUUGCUAUUUAUAAUGAUUUAUGUCAUCACCCUACCCACCAUCCCCGUCCCUGCUCUGCUCUCAGUUCCCUCAAUUAAAGAAGCACCCACAGGCCCAGCGAAGGGUCCUCUCAGAGCAAAAUGCUCUGGUGCCAGAGGAGAAGAGGUUAAACACCUCGGCCCUGCUGCAUUUGAUCUUGUCUGGUUAACUUUUAAUUUCAUGGAGUAUUGUGCACAGCUUACUCUACCUUUUUGGCCUCAGCUCCAAGUGAAAUGUUACAUAGUUCCUCCAUCUAAAUGCUCUCCCUCCCAAAGGCAUGCUCCAGGUCAACAUCAAGCAUCUUGGAGCAGAAUCAAAGAUCUCAGAGGGGAAUGAGUUCAUCCUCACGGGAUGGUCAGGGGUGGGGGACCACUGGUUCUCAGAGAACCCCAUGAUCAUCAUCCAAGCCCCGGGCUUUUCACAGCUCCUGGAGUGUAGACAUCAUCUCUAUGAAUGAAGCCUGUCUCCCACUGAGUCAAGAGGAACUAGAAAGCACCUCUGGAUAUAACAGGACCCUCAUGCUUACAUGGUUAUUUCCCCUUGAGAAAACUCCAGAAAAGCUGAUGAGUAUCAAAUGAGGUCUUGUGCCCUCCAUCCAUUUACUUUCUUCCUUCAGAUCUUCUCCCAGGCAUUCUCAUUUGUAGGUGAGCUUUUAGCUGGGGACAGGUCUCCAUGUGCCUGGGGCGCUCCUUCCAGAGAUACCUCUUCAAGCCCCAGGGCUUCCAUGCAGUAAUGUGUCACCCGGAUGGUUGUGGCCAGCAGGAAUGGUGUACCCCACCCUCCCCUUUGGAGUGUGCCACCCAAGCCUGAGGUUGCUUCUGAGUCACUUGAGGAUCUGGCCUGGGAAAUACAAUUUGGAGGCCUGAUGUGCAAUUCAACCUGGCCCAACCUUGGAACUGUUUUUCCUUGAUGCACCCUCUAGACUUUUUGCAUAUCUGCCACCACAGGCCUCAGGAGUGGCAUCUGGCUGCUUCCUUUCAGGAUCUCUACCACCUUCUGAGCCUGCUACUGAGGCCUCAGAACUGCGUCCUUUUAUGAGGCCAUCAGAGCAGUCUGGCCUGGUCAGGAGAGAAAACAACCCUGUGCUGGGGGAGGUACAUUCCUGAGUCUUCUCACCUCCUCACCAGGAACUGGGGACUUGGGAUGAGAUGUGGUAAAACUUGUAGAUAACUCUGCAAAUGGAAAGAAAGUUUGUGGAACCAUUUUGAAUGGAUGGAUUGGUUUCUUUGGCUUUCUUCAACCUGGCCAAGCUCAGCUUCUGAAGCAGGAACCAGCAACAUCUCUAUGCCCGAUGCACAGCAUUUAGGUCAGGGGGGAAUAGAGACCACAUUCUUGGACUACUGGGCUAUCAGAACCCUUCCAGAGAGGAAAACGAGCCAGACAACUGCCCUGGCCCCCCGAAAGGGGCUGUAGGUAUCUCUGGAUGUCAGCGGCAAGACUGCGAGGUGACUUGGGGAAGAACUUGUACCAAGUGGCUCAUGGAGAAAACAGAUUUGACUUAGGGAGAGAUUAGUAGGAAUAAUGUUUGGACUUGAUUUCCCCACCUUCUAAUCAAGAAUGAAAAUUUGAAUCUGCUCCGGGUCGGGCCCAGCAACUCCUGAGCUUGGCAGGCUGUCCUCUCGGGGCCUCCACAGCCCUGGGUUGUCUCCAGCUUCCUGCCAUUUGGUCUGCUGAUCAUGUCCCCGGUAAUGUGUAUGAAAAGUGUAACCAAUUGUUCCCAGUUAAAGGUGAGCUAUGAGAUAUCUAACUUCUUUAACAUUGAGUUUUUGUGGGGUGUGUGGUUUUGUUUUUUUUUUUUUUUUUGUAUAUUGUUUACAUUUUGAGAGGUAGCAUUCUGUUUUAAAUGCUCUUUUUGUUUUUCUGACAGUAUUGUUGACUGGGUCAAAACAUUUAAGCUGUGGUUUGGUGGAUUUUAAAUUUUUUUUAAAGGUCAUUCUCUGUGCUAUCUUCAAAACCUUGGGUUUGGUCCUUUAAUUCCUUUGGCAUUCAAAUGUUUAAAAGCCGUUUAUCUUGGUUUAUACAAGGUUUUUCUCUUCUUUUUGUAAGGAAGAAGAUGUUAAAUUUGGUUUGCAGUUUGAAUGUAGAGAAAGUGAAGUGAUCCCCAAAUUUUUGUCUGCCCCCGCUUUUUUCCCAGUCCUACCAUGCCUUGUCUGGGCAGUAGAAGGCAUCCAGGGGCAAGUGACUACCCUCAUCAUCACUCUGGAGCCAAGAAGAAAAGCUGAAUGGUCUUAUGGCAUCCCAGAAUAAUUUGGGGUCUCCCAGGAACAAAGGCAUAAGAAUAGGACACAGCUGACUGGAUGAGGCCUGGAUGGGGAUAAGGGAGGAUUCCCCUCCAUUCUCUCCCUCUACCACUUAACCAGUCACAGCUUCUCCCAUCCUGCCCCUCUUCUUCUGAAAGUCUGUGCUGAGAAAACUCUCAUCUCCCAGGUCUCCCCACCAAAGCGAGAGUUCCCCUGAAAACUCCACCUCAACCACUAGAAGAAGGCCUCUGGCCCUUGUUCCUGUUAAUGAACCACUGAGUCUUCAUCCCCCAGUACGAGCUCCUUCCCUGUGCCUUCCAGCGUGGGGGCUGCGGGGCAGGCUAGGAAGCCAGCAGUUCCAGGGGCACAGCCCGAGGCAGUGCUCGAUGUCUCAUUAUUUAGCUCAGGGGUAACUGGUCUGUGGCACGUGCUACAAGUCACCCCUGUGGCUGAGUGGCACUCCCUAGGUCCCCACUACAGGCAGCUUUUCCUCCCUGCUCCCUCUCCUGUUUCUCUUGCCUGUGUUUUAGGCCUCACACAGGUUCCCUGGUAGUGCUCAGGGCUUGGGACUAUGCUCCUGCCCUGCUUUCUCUUCACAGUCUGCCAGGGUCUGCCCAGAGAGGUGGACCAAAGACCCAGGACUUUUUCUCAGUAGCCAAUCCCACCCUCCUCUGUCUUUUUAUCAAGUUGAAGAGAGAAAAUUUCAGCAAUCCCCAGCAUUUGAGCUACUCAAAUGUUAGGGUCUAGAAGGGACGGUGUGUUUAAAACCACCCUCAGAAGGCUCUGGCCUUAGACCUGUGGCUCCCCCAGUUCCAGGGACCCCACUUCUUUCUGGCAGAAAUGUGGGGAGGGGACUCCAACCUGAGCACAGGAAUCAAAGGGAAAACACAUUCAAACUGCCCCCAAAUCUACCAGCCAUCUGCAGGGGCUCUGUGACACAGCCCUGGCACCUUCUGAAACGUGACACUUACAAAGAGUGUCUCCAAAGGGAAGAGGAGACUUGGCUGUCCCUGGCAAUCGUUUGGAGGCUGGGGGAGGAAACUUCAGAGGAGUCCCUUCUCCUUGCUCAGAGCUAUUUUGGGAGGAAGUGGGGAACCAACAGCCUUUGGGGGUAAGGCCUGGUGCCACUCAGCACACCCAAGCAUCAGGUCAGGUCAUUGUAGUAAAAAAAAUGUGAAGUUUAGAUACAGCUUUUGGGGGAGCAGGAUAAACUACCACCCCACCACAUGUGUGUGACUUCUCAAUUUCCCAUUGCGGUUUCCAUUUUUUUAAAUAGGAAUUUUCAAACCCCUGUGCUUGUCUAAUGUCUGCUCGGAACAAUUCGAGACCCUGUUACUGUUUUAAGAUGCAUGCAUGUUAAAAGAUGAAUCUCCAACCCGAGGGAAAAAAUAAAACUCAAAAAAGCUUUGUGUACACA
Molecule: messenger RNA, 5398 nt
Organism: Dama dama (fallow deer)
Lineage: Eukaryota; Metazoa; Chordata; Mammalia; Artiodactyla; Cervidae
Gene: PIP4K2B
Product: phosphatidylinositol-5-phosphate 4-kinase type 2 beta
Exons: 10
Coding region: 110-1360 (416 amino acids)
Biological process (GO): phosphatidylinositol metabolic process
Molecular function (GO): phosphatidylinositol kinase activity
Source: RefSeq, a predicted model, not a curated record